Molecule: messenger RNA, 839 nt
Organism: Paramecium octaurelia
Lineage: Eukaryota; Ciliophora; Oligohymenophorea; Peniculida; Parameciidae
Source: the annotation of a GenBank genome assembly
AUUCAAUGUCAAGGAGAUACGACUAAAAAACUAAUACUUUCACUCCAGAUGGCAGAUUGAAAUAAGUCGAAUAUGCAAUCGAGGCAAUUAAUCAAACAGGCUCAGCACUUGGAGUAUUGACUAAUGAGGGAAUGAUUUUGGCUACAGAAAAAUAGGAAGUAUCACAUCUAUUAGAACAUUCAAAACAUUCUGAGAAAAUCUAUCCAAUUGAUAGACACAUCUUCUCAGUUGUUUCGGGUCAUACAGCUGAUGCAAAUAUUUUGAUUAAUUAUGCCAGAGAAGCUGCUGCCAAUCAUAGGUAAAUUAUGAAUCAAAUCCUAGAUAUUAGUUUUAAGAUAACAUUGGCUUAGAAGAAUUGAUAAUAAACAUAUGCGAUUAUAAAUAGAACAAAACCUAAGUGGGUGGGUAGAGACCUUUUGGAACAGCAUUCCUAUUUGCAGGCUAUGAUAAAAAAAAUGGUUUUCAAUUAUUUAGCACUGAUCCAUCUGGUAAUUAUGCAGGAUGGAAAGCAACUGCAAUAGGGAAAAAUAAUUUAGCAGCUAAUAGCUAUUUAAAACAAGAUUACAAAGAAAAUCUAACCUUAGAAUAAGUACUAUUAUAUUAGAGUUCAAUAGGGAUUAGAUAUCGCAAUAAAAGCACUUGUGAAAACUAUGGAUACAUCAUCUCCUCAACCUUCUAAAAUAGAGAUUGUAGUUAUCAGUUAAUAAGGAAAAGAAGUCAAGAGUAAAUCCUAUAAUGAAAAAGAAGUUUUGAGUUUACUUUAAAAAAAUGGGUUCAGCAAUGAAUAAAUGUAACAGGAAUGAUAUAAUCAAAUGUAUUUUAUUAUAUGUGGUCAAGCC